AUGCAUCGUUUAUAUAAGGACGAAGUCAGCGAGGAAACUAGUACUAAUGCUAAUAAAACCGAAAACCAUGAAUGUGCAUUUGAGCAAGCAUUUCAGCCUAUCGAAAUCAGGGAAGAGAACGAUGACAAUUUUGAAAAUCCUACACAAAUUGAAGAAAAUAGUUGCGCAACCAGUAACGCGUCAGAUUCCAAAAAAGAAAAGGAAAAGUUUAUGAAACCACAAACACCGAAGCGUAAAAAACAAUCUAAAACCGAUAGCGUGAAUGAUAGUCAAUUACAGGCCGCCUUAAAUUUUCCACAACAACCAGAUGAUCCAACUUUGCUAUAUACCCAACAUUUGGCUAAUAAACUAAGGCAGUUUUCAGGAAGAACAAGAGCUAUGAUUAAACACACUAUUAAUCAAAUUGUUUUUGAGGCAGAGAUGGGACACUAUGAUAACUCUCACUUCAGAACACAAGUACCAACUCCUGCUUUUUUUUCAAAUGCAGCGCAAGGGUCUCCUUGGUCAGCUCACAGUAAUAGUUCCUCGAAAUCUGCUCAACCAGAUGAACAAGCACAGGAGGAAGACAACCUACCUACUGUGCUGCAGCCUUUUAUUACAUUGUAG
This is a messenger RNA of Brassicogethes aeneus, 606 nucleotides long. The record is from the annotation of a GenBank genome assembly. NCBI's taxonomy places the organism in Eukaryota, Metazoa, Arthropoda, Insecta, Coleoptera, Nitidulidae.